AUGAAAAUAUUUACGCGCAGAACACAAAAUGCUGAAGACAUAAAUGCGAAAACUUGUAAAAACGCAGUACAUGAAUGUAAGAGAAACAAGUUCACAAUUGAAAUACAGGAUAAACUGCUGAACCUUACUCCUCAACCAUUAUUUAAGUUAAGGUACGUUUACACACAACGAUUUGUCCGGCCGACAAGCCUUACGUGUUCAUGCCAUAUUUGGAAAGUCGCCCGACUCGAAAAAUCGGACGAAAAUCUGUUUACAUCAAGAAACUUGCUUUCAACAAGUGAGUGGGAGACGUGUGAGUUCGAAACAAACAACUUGAGGAAUGAAUCAGACCCUAACCGUAAAAUGAUUACGCCAAACGAAGCCUAUGGGUGGAUGACACUUCACAUCAUAUCUAUAAUUGUUAUUUUCAUUGCACUCGCUAUUAUAUGUGACGAUUUCUUUGUGCCAUCUUUGGAGGCAAUAUCAGAAAAGCUUGAUCUUUCAGAAGAUGUAGCUGGUGCAACUUUUAUGGCUGCAGGAUCUUCUGCACCAGAACUCUUCACAUCUGUUGCUGGUGUAUCUGCAAAUAGUGAUGUGGGUGUUGGCACCAUAGUGGGGAGUGCCGUUUUUAAUCUGUUAGUGAUCAUAGCGCUAACUGCUGCACUAACAAAACAGACACUUAAGCUAGAUUGGCGACCCCUUCUUCGUGAUUCAGUUUGCUACGGCCUGUCAAUUGCAGUGUUCAUUCUAUUUUCGUGGGAUGCAAAAUUUGAUUUCUAUGAAUCCGUAAUCUUACUUCUUCUAUAUUUUCUGUACAUAAUUUUGAUGAAAUUUAACAGGAGUCUGAUGGAAAAGCUUGAUCGAUGGGGAUUCUCAAGUGAUAGGAUUGCAAAAUCUAACCACAGUAUGUUGUCAACAUGCACUUUGCCUCAUUUUUCACACUCUCAUAGAGGAGAAAUUUCUAAAUCAUUUACGAGCAGAAGAUAUUCCCUUCCACACCAUUUCCCGCACGAGAUUGCCAAAGUGAAAUCUAUCGCAGCUGGACAUAUUCAAAACGAUAUACUGCGACAGGCUAGUCAUAUGGGGAAAAUGGAGCACGAUUACUGCAAAGAAAACAACCAUGAAGAAGAAUUUGUAAACGAGCAACAACAACAAGAAGACGUGAUAAAAAUGCGCGUCAUUCCUUGUUUGCCCCCCGUCGUGGCUAGUUUACCAGAAAAAGGAGAUGGACAAGGGUGUAUUGCCAUCUUAAAUUACAUCAUAAGCUGGCUCCUUUUUAUUCCUUCGUUUCCAUUCCUGUGUAUGUUCACGUGGACAAUACCCAGCUGCUCAGAGCCCCACAACAGGAAAUACUUUCUCGUUUCUUUUUUUGUCUCGAUCUUAUGGAUUGCCGUUCUUAGCCUCGGUAUGGUGACUCUGGUUGGUCGAGUCGGAUGUAUUUUGAAUAUUGAUAAGUUUACCAUGGGAUUGGUUGUGGUAGCUAUCGGUACAAGCGUUCCCGAUGCAUUAAGCUCUGUCAUUGUUGCUCGUGAUGGUUUUGGAGACAUGGCUGUUUCAAAUGCCAUCGGGUCAAAUGUUUUUGACAUCGACUUAGGCAUUGGUCUACCAUUUGUAAUAAAAUCACUUAUUGACAAUCUCAAUCCUAUCAAGUUGCUCAAUGAUGUUGACCAGACCAUGUACGAUAAAGGUGAAAUGACAAUUGUUCCACAUGCGAAAUUUGGUUUUUUACUGUUGUUGAUUUUGUUCAUAUGUCUUGGAGUGUUCACAACGGCAAAGUUUCGUCUUGGUCGAACAGUUGGUUUAUCAUUCUUUCUGAUGUAUGUUCUCUUCGUAGCUUAUGCUUACAUACAGGACCUGGUUUGUAAACACGAUUGCUAGCCGAUAUUUUAAUGUAUAUGUAAAUUCAAAAUCUGUAUAUCCAAGGAAAUCUGUGAAAAAAGUAUUUUUUUGCUUCAUUGAAUAGCUUGAUUGACCAUUCAUAAGAUGUGAAAGAAAUGAAUCGACUCUUGUUGGUAGUUUUAAAACUUAUGUCCACAAAAGAAAACGUGUACAAAUAGAAAUGUGUACAAAUAGAAAUGUUAUCCAAGCAACAACAAUCUGCAUAAGAGUACAGGAGCUUCAAGCUUGCACGAAAAUAAAAACAACUCCUUGUAAAAUUAAGUUGCUAAUCUACCGACAAGAAAUGUUGUUUUAACAGGGUUGGUAACUUGGCAUUUUGACAGCCAAUUUUGGCUUUUUUUUUCAUUUUGAAUGGCAAUGACUAUAAUGUUUGUUUAACAAAUAAGAAUGACAUAGAAAUAUCGUGGAAAAUACCCAUCCUGGGAAAACCUGACAUUUUAACAUGACUGUGAUUUGUAAUAAAUAAUUAAAUGAAAAACUAGUUCUGUUGACAUA
Molecule: messenger RNA, 2373 nt
Organism: Xenia sp. Carnegie-2017
Lineage: Eukaryota; Metazoa; Cnidaria; Anthozoa; Malacalcyonacea; Xeniidae
Product: sodium/potassium/calcium exchanger 1-like
Exons: 11
Coding region: 1-1857 (618 amino acids)
Biological process (GO): calcium ion transmembrane transport; intracellular calcium ion homeostasis
Cellular component (GO): membrane
Molecular function (GO): calcium, potassium:sodium antiporter activity; calcium channel activity
Source: RefSeq, a predicted model, not a curated record